Messenger RNA from Lingula anatina, 3255 nucleotides. RefSeq lists its product as uncharacterized. The record is from RefSeq and is a predicted model, not a curated record. Lineage: Eukaryota; Metazoa; Brachiopoda; Lingulata; Lingulida; Lingulidae.
GAUAUAGAAAGAAAGGAAUCUGUGAAUGACGUUGCACCUGAAUCUGCAAGAGAAGGCACAGAAAGAACAGAACCUGUAAAUGAUGAUGUUUCCGAAGAUAAAAUAGAAGGCACGGGAGGAAAGGAACCUCUAGAAAGUGGAGCUUCAUAUCAUGCAAUCCAUCCACCGAACGAGCAAACAACUGCUACAGGAAUCGAAAACAAAGGAAAAGACUGUUUUGAUUGUGCUGCAGAUUACGAUGGUGAUGAAUCAACAGCGUACGAGUCCGAUUAUUCUUUGAGGAAAUGUACUAGUGAAGAAGUGGGUUUGGACAGUCGGAAUGUCGGGGCAAGAUAUUCAAAGAGGACUGUCCAUUCAGCAAAGAUAAAGCAACCAAAAAAAUCGAAUAGAAAGGAAAGGUCCAAGUCAGGUCAUGAAUGUACAUCUCGAGUAGGGGGGAUAGAGGCCAAAAUGGACCUUUAUUAUGGCUGUGUUCGCCGUGACAUGAAAAUUAUGAACUCUGGGACAGCGAAAAAAUUUAAGAAGAUGCACGCAGUAAUCGCUACCUUGAAGCAAAACCAGGAACAGGCAGCAACAAAAGACGACCUCAAACAGAUGUUUUCCCUUCAGACAGACAGAAAGCCGAAAACUGUAGAGAACGUGGUGCAGACAGAAUCAAGAAUGUACAUCAAUCAAAUAGUUCAGACAAAGUUGCAGCAAACCGAUUCUGAGAUUCAAGCGACCCCUGACGCUCACGAUAUCUCUACCCACAUCUCUCCAGAAGACCCCAUCAUUGGCAACAGACCCGUGCACGUUGAUGAAGAAGUGCAGGUGGAAGUCGCAUCCAAAGAAAGCGGCAUCCAGGUCGGCUCUGAAACCUCAAGCGAGUCCACACAGACAGAAAAAACAAAUGUGGUGAAACAGUGCCAAAUUGGAAAACAGGCAGGAGAGGCAGUUGACGGGUGCAUGAAGAAGUGCCAUGGUGGAAUACAAACAGAAGAACCAGAUGACGGGUGCAUGAAGCAGUGCCAGAUUGGAACACAAACAGAAGAAACAGAUGACGGGUGCAUGAAGCAGCACCAUAUUGGAACACAGACAGAGGAAACAGAUGGCAGGUGCAUGAAGAAGUAUCACAUUGGAACACAAACAGAAGAAACAGAUGACGGGUGCAUGAAGCAGUACCAGAUUGGAACACAGACAAAGGAAACAGAUGACGAGUGCAUGAAGAAGUGCCAUGGCAGAACACAAACAGAAGAACCAGAUAACGGGUGCAUGAAGAAGUGCCAUGGUGGAACAGAGACAGAAGAAACAGAUGACGGGUCCAUGAAGAAGUACCAGAUUGGAACACAGACAGAAAAACCAGAUGACAGGUGUAUAAAGCAGUGCCAUGGUGGAAUACAGACAGAGGAAAAAGAUGACGGGUCCAUGAAGCAGUGCCGUAAUGGGAUCCAUAAGUUGGAGAUUGAUGAUGAAAACAAGAUCAAAGCAGUUGAAGCCUGGAGAAAGAAAUGUGAUGAGGAAGCAAAUAAAAGAAAAGUAGCAGAAGAAGAAAGGGAUCUGACGACAAAGAAGAACAAGGAGUUGGAAAAAGCCCUGAUGGCCUUUUGCAGUGGUAUAUAUUUGCCACCAGAUCAGGAUCAGCAAAGACUUGCAAAUUUGUGGCAUCAAAUGUAUUUUCAGUAAAAAAAAAAUCAUUUUCCCAUACUCACUCCCGCCGGUGGCUCUUAUACGGGUUUCGAAAUAAAACAUACGUUGGUCUAUACUAUCAUAAGGACAUUUUAAGUGUUCUUUUGUGCGGGAUAAAUACGUAGUAGUCAUUGUAAACCAAAAUUUAGGACCAAUUUCACAUGAAGUUAUAUAGGUUGUUUUAGAUGGACAACCCCUACGUUUAAUUACAACCUCUUUCUUCUCCAUUGGAGUAAACCAGACUAUUUUUAAACGUGCCCCAAGGUAGUUGGAAAAACGACUCCACCCUCUCCUUCUGCUCCUAAUAAGAUUUGGUACAUUUUAAUUUUUGUGCAUAUAUGAAUACAGAAAUCAUGUGUCUUUCAAGGGCGGAUCCAGAAUUAGUUGAAGGGGGUCCGUUGGCGUGGAUUUCAGGGCCCGCUGAAGGGCUCCGAAACUUUUAGGUAUUUUAGAGGGCGAACGGUACCAUCUGGUACGGUUUAGAACUAUAAUUCAGCUAGUCAAAAUUCCAAGAGGGGACCAUUGGUGUGAUUUUUUUCGGAAAUCGAAGGGUGGUGGGUAGGCAGGACCCCCGACCCCCCUUAAAUCCGCCACUGUUUCUUUGUUCCUUAUAUGUCCAUUUCUCUUCUUUUAAGAAGGCGUCGGGGCUGAAUCCAACAUCUUGUUUUUGGUUAGUGGGAAGGUAAAGGGAUAUGCCUCUCCUUUUCCCCCUGACCUUUUUUUUUUUUUUUUUUUUUUUCAAAAAUUGAUUAGUUAAAACUUCAUCGUACAUUCCUAUUUUGCAACACAUUCCUUUAGAGCAGGGUCCUUUAUGACCGAAUGUCAAUUCAUCAAUUUUUUUUCAGUUUCUUUUAGCCAAAUAUCAAUCUAUUUCGUUCGUCUAGACGACAGAAAUUGCCUUUUAAUAUACCGAUAAUUCUUGUAAGUUUGUAUGUUUGUAUCGUAUUUUACAUGAGUUAAUGUUUUGCAGUGUUUUAGAAUUAAUUUUGCCGUUUACGUGUGCAUUGAUGUAUUUAACUGUUUAUUGUUUCACAGUUUUGUCUCUCUUACAGUUCAUGUUUCUUUUUUGCGAUUUCAAUCAGGGCAGUUAACAUUGACACCUACCUCGUGGACCGUCGUGGUUUGGUAAAUGUUUUCUACUUUUUAACAACUGCGUCAAACCCCAUUAUAUAAUAAGUACUAAGUCAAUUCAUCAAUCAAACCUGAAACAGAACCUGGUUUCUAUGCAACCUAUGGUAUACUAGUAAGUGUUUCAUGUGAAAGUGUGUUUUUGAUAAAGCAGUUUGAAGUUAUUUUGAUGAAUCCAAUGAAUGUACAUAAUGUUGUUGUACCGGGCAAACCUAUAGAUGUCAUAUCUUCAGAAAAGUCGCUGGGGAAUUUGAAAAAUGUUCUCUGGCUUAUUUAUGUAUUUAUUUGGGAUUUAUUUCAAAUGUCUGUGUCGUAAUUUCUAUUGAUGUUUGCAUUGACUGUAUAGGUUGGAGUGAAGUUAUUCAAUUAGCAUUUCCCAAACAGUGGACGAUACACCCCAUUUCCAUAGAUUUUUAGAUCGAUCUAUCCCUGUGGGGAGUCUCACUAGAUUACUGUCAGCUU